Messenger RNA from Ylistrum balloti, 4178 nucleotides. RefSeq names its product serine/threonine-protein phosphatase PP1-beta catalytic subunit. NCBI's taxonomy places the organism in Eukaryota, Metazoa, Mollusca, Bivalvia, Pectinida, Pectinidae. The record is from RefSeq and is a predicted model, not a curated record. The coding region runs from base 1 to 1008 and encodes 335 amino acids. The transcript has 8 exons. Gene Ontology annotation, cellular component: nucleus; cytoplasm. Gene Ontology annotation, molecular function: protein serine/threonine phosphatase activity.
AUGACGUCACGAGAAAUAGUCAAGAUGGCGGAGACCGAGUUGAACGUCGAUAGCUUGAUAUCGCGCCUUUUGGAAGUUCGAGGAUGCAGACCAGGAAAAACUGUUCAAAUGACAGAGGCAGAAGUGAGAGGAUUGUGUCUUAAGUCACGUGAAAUCUUCCUCAGUCAGCCUAUCCUACUAGAGCUGGAGGCUCCAUUGAAAAUAUGUGGUGAUAUCCAUGGACAGUACACAGACCUAUUGCGACUGUUUGAGUAUGGAGGAUUCCCCCCAGAAUCCAACUAUUUGUUUCUAGGCGAUUAUGUAGACAGAGGAAAACAAUCCUUGGAAACAAUUUGCUUACUUCUUGCUUACAAAAUUAAAUACCCAGAGAAUUUCUUCCUUUUACGUGGAAACCAUGAAUGUGCAAGUAUCAACAGAAUAUAUGGAUUUUAUGAUGAAUGCAAAAGAAGAUUUAACGUAAAGCUAUGGAAGACAUUUACAGAUUGCUUCAACUGUUUACCAAUAGCAGCCAUUAUUGAUGAAAAGAUCUUCUGUUGUCAUGGUGGUCUGUCACCAGAUCUCCAGUCUAUGGAGCAGAUCCGGAGAAUUAUGCGUCCAACCGAUGUACCUGAUACAGGUUUGCUAUGUGACCUGUUGUGGUCUGAUCCUGACAAGGACGUCCAGGGCUGGGGAGAAAAUGAUCGUGGUGUGUCCUUUACGUUUGGAGCAGAUGUUGUCAGCAAGUUUCUUAAUCGUCAUGACUUGGACUUGAUUUGUCGUGCCCAUCAAGUUGUAGAAGAUGGGUAUGAGUUUUUUGCCAAAAGACAGUUAGUGACCCUGUUUUCAGCACCAAACUACUGUGGAGAAUUUGACAAUGCAGGAGGCAUGAUGUCUGUGGAUGAGACAUUGAUGUGCUCUUUUCAGAUUUUAAAGCCAUCCGAAAAGAAAGCCAAGUACCAGUAUGGAGGUUUGAAUUCUGGUCGCCCAGUAACUCCCCCGAGAGGGCCACAGCCACCAAAGAAGAAAUGAUCGUAGGCCAGGAUAGUGUGGGGCACCUGCUGAUAACAGCUGUCCCCCUUUAAGGUGAAACCUUGUAAUGUGGACAAUAUCUAGCACAGACAUCAAAAUCUGCCAGAGCUAGCAGAUCCUAUCAUGUGUGGAGGUUUCAUCAUAAAGAGUGAUCAGCUCUACUUGACCACUGUUGUCAUUGUGUAUGAUAGACUGAGUGCCAGGUAGACGACAUCCAGUGCUGGAGUAGCCUCAGUAUAAACAUUAUACAGUGUAUAUAGCUUAAGUUUUAUGGAGCAUCUCAAGUUGUUUUGUCGGCUCUUAUUUUUAUGAUGUGAAUAAAAUAAAAAUGACAGAACUUAAUAGCACCCUGUAAAUGCAAUGAGAUAUCUGUGAUUAAACAGUGGAAGGCUCCGCAGAUCCCCUGUAUAGAAAAAGUUUUUUAUUUACCUUUUGAUGCGCUAUUUUGAUGCACUGUUAGAAGAACAAAGUGUUAAUGUAGAUAGCAUGCACCAGGGAGUAUGGAGGUAUAUCUAUGCAGUGUGUGGAGUAGGUGUGUAUAUGAGAGACAUGGUUGUAUGUGAAGGAGAUGAGAGCAAAUGUGAAAGUGUGCCAGUUUAUGUACGGAGAAUAUCUUAAACACUGACAGUAAGCAUUAGACACCUGUAGCUCAGAUUUAAGGCUUGUAACUGGUGAAUCCUAAGGGAUUUACAGCACAUUAUGGUCUCUUAUGUGGUGCAUGGACAAUUCAUCAAACAUAUUGCCACAAUGUAGUUCUUUUUCUUUUUGUGUUAAGUUUCUUUUUUCCAGUGAACUAUAUGUACCAAGUGUAUAAGUACUGUAUUAUUAUCUAAUAAUCAUAUCCAUGUAUGUACUCCAAGGUUUACUUUUCAUGUACCUUCCUUAUCAUAACCAAAGACUUUAUAUUAUUUUUUUUUAAUACUUGCUUCUGCAAGCCCAGAAAAUCUGACGAGACACUUUGUAACUAAGUUAAAAACCUUAUUAUUUCACGAUGAUUUUUGCAAGCUGCUUAAAACUACCAGGAAUUUCUCCAUUGCACUGUUAAUGGUUCCAUGUGGCCCUAUGCGCUAAGAAAAAAUUUAAUACUGAUUAAGUAUUAUUAAAGUUUUUGAGGACGUUGGUGUAUGUACAUGUAAUGCCUCAAUCAUGAAAUAUGAUGUUGGCCUCUACAGCUACACCACGGCUAGUACAUGAUUAUCUUGAUCAGCCUGCAUUCAUUAUAGAAGGCAGGUACUUUUCUUCACUUGAAUGAUACAAUAAUGAAUAUUUUUUCUAAACUGCAUAUAUACUAUGAAUAUAUUUUCUUUAAAUUAUCAUUUAAAAGUUAAAAUAGUAUGAACCUUGCCAAAAUAUUCCAGUCUCAGAGGUUACAAAUCUGAACCCUUGAUAGUUUUUCAUUCAUUAAUGUAUAAUGAUAAUUUGUGGCAUAUGACUCUGGUCAGUACUGAAAAUGUGAUGUCAAGACUAAGGGACCAAAUGUCAUGGGCACUAAUGUGAUUAGUAUUUUCAGAAGAAAACAUUGAAAUCCAUACCAUGAAGGCAAGGUAAUGGCUGGAAAUCAAGGUGAAUUCACUCCAAGGCAGAGCCUUUUAAACAUUUGAUGUAGCCUUUGUAGGCAACUUUAAGAUUAUAUCACAACAACAAUUUUUGAAGUUGUGGUUAUUGAAAUCAGUUCAUAAUCAAAAGCAGUUUGAUCAGAAAGUGGCUCAUGUGACUAGCUGCCUCUAGAAGAAUUGACAGGUAGUUUGGUUUAAUCUCUGCAGCAAGUAUUACCACAGUUUGUUACCCCAGAUACUUGUAUUUGUAAUUGGAUAACCAGUGGUUUGGGAUAAGUUAGAUAUUUUGUGUGUAUUUUUGUUGUGCUUUGAUGCUAGCCUUUCUAUGAUGCACUGUAAGCAUGUCUGUGGAUGAUCAAAGGCUUCACAAAACCUUCAGUGUACUAAUUCCUUUGUUACAUGUUUUUAUUUAGUUUAUUUAUUUUUAGGUGGUGUGCUAUUUUGUUUAUCCAAAAUCUGCUCUUUGAUCAGUUUUGUUAAAGAAAUUAAUAGGGGAUUUGUUACUCUUUGAAACUGACUGUCUUAUUAAAUGUACAUGAAAGUGUGUGUGUAGGAAUUGUGAGGUUCACACAUACCUAUAACUGUAUGAAAAGAAAAUUUCUUUUUUUUAGUUAAGAAUAUUUGAUGACAAUGUUGCCUGUGUGUUGAUGGUGCUGUAGAUGUUAGUAGACUAGACAAUGCUACAUAAUACUGGUCAUCGGACACACAGUCUGGACAAUGCUAUGUAAUACUGCUCCCAGGACGCAGCCAGGAUGAUGCAACGUAAUGCUGCUCAUCGGACACCCAGCCUGGUCAAUGCUGCAUAAUAUUGCUCACAGGACACAGCCUGGCAAUGCUUAGUAAUACUGCUCAUCCGACAUACAGCCUGGAUGAUGUUAUGUAGUACUGCUCACAGGACAUACAGCCAAAACAAUGCUAUGUAAUACUGCUCACAGGACACAGCCUGGACAAUGUAAUACUGCUUGUUAUUGGCUACUGAUAGCUGCAUACUGUCGUAGAAUCAAGGUUGUAUUCAUUAGAUUUCCUGCUGUUCUAACCAGAAUCUGCUACCAUCAUUACAUUGUCAAAUUUUGUUCAGAAUUGAUACCUGUUUGAAAUCAGAUUUAAAACAGAAAUAAAAUUGAAAUCUCAGAAUGUGCAUUUGUCCAUGAUCUGGACUACAGAAAUGUAUGAAGAUUUACAUGUAGAGUUUCUCUAUCAUUUUUGCUGAAAUAAAACUAUCAGAUGGGUAGAAGUGAAUACAUUUUUUGCAAGUGUCUCAGGCAUUUCUUUACUUUUCAUAGCUGAGAGCACUUGAGAAAGCCAAUCAUUGAUAUUUAUAGCUAUUGUUUCUAUUGAGCAAGUGUGUCUGUUGUAUACACCAGUUGACAUCAUUUUAUCUACAUGUCUCAACUGGAAUAAACAUAUGUAUCAUAAUUUGGAUAUAUAGAUCUUGUUUGUUAAUAGAUUUGUAGUGUGAUGGACAUGAGUUGCAUGAGUACAUACAACAUUUCAGGUGAUGAUACAAGAUGAUCCAAAUUGUAACACAUUUUUCAAGGUUUGUUUGGUGAAUAUGUUCCAUAAAUUGUGAAGAUAUUUUAUAAAAUAUUAACAAAAUACACAUAUUUCUGUAAA